UACCGAGUACAUUGUACAUUGUACAUCAUUCUCCAUGGCAGGUUGCCAGAUGGGGAGAGGAAAGCUUUGGCUCACCGCGGCUAACCCCUUGGUCCCCUCCCCUCCCCCGAUUAUGCCGGCCCCAUCUGACCGACAGAAUGAUAUAACGUGAGAUCAUCCCUAGAAAAAAAAAACCACAGCAAUCAGCAGACCCGCGAUCUGCAUAAUGAAUUGUUCGAAUGAUGUAAGCCAGGCGGGAUUGAACUUCUUGCUGUUUUACAGGAUGAACGAUCCGCAAAAGUUCGGUAGUUGGGGUAGUCGGUGUAUGUACUGUUCAGUGCUCCGUAAAGUCUCAGAAUUGAUUAUGAUGCUGACCCGGGCCUCGGGGACUCCUUUCCUUUCUCGUCUCUACCGUAUCCUAUGUGGCCUCUUCAGAAUCCUUGUGCCAUUAGCCUGUUAUGUACUUAAUUUUUGCUGGAAAAAAAAUUUCUUGAGUAAAAAAGAGAAAGGCGUGUGUCGAUUACUCGGCAGAUUCCGUAACUCAGGAAUUCUCUCCUUUUCUUUUCUUUUUCUUUUGGGUCUUUUUUUUAAAAAAAAAAAAUUAGUGCUAUUACUCCAUAGUUCCAAUCCCUUCCUGUUGUUCCCCACUAAGACAGCAGACAACGACGACGACGACGGCGGCGGCGGCGGCAUUACUUCCCGAUUCUUUGAUCCCUAGCCCUGAGGGUAGUUACUGUGUAGUUAGUUCUACCAAUUUCUUCUUUCGGAGACUUUCACACAGAGAUCCUCAGACUCAGACCA
Messenger RNA from Aspergillus fijiensis CBS 313.89, 780 nucleotides. RefSeq lists its product as uncharacterized. NCBI's taxonomy places the organism in Eukaryota, Fungi, Ascomycota, Eurotiomycetes, Eurotiales, Aspergillaceae. The coding region runs from base 206 to 697 and encodes 163 amino acids. The record is from RefSeq and is a predicted model, not a curated record. The transcript has a single exon.